UUUACAAGAAAAGAUAAACUGGUUUAGAAGAUUCGAUUGUUAAUAAAUACAAAUCAUCUUUUGCGUGAACAUUGUGCAGUGUUUAGUCAGUACCAGGCUCUUGUUCUGUGUUCCCUAAAAUAUCUUAGUGUUGUACUAUCGCCAAAUAUACGAUAAUACCUUGAAAUGGAGGGUUUUAGUAUUAUAACAAAAAACAUAUCCUACAUUAGAGCAAGAGAUCCAAGUAUUCAAUUACAUUACAAUGUAGCAAAUAUUCGAAGAAAUUUAGUGUCACAACUUGCUACAGUCGAUAACAGUGUUCAAUCUACUGAGGAAGAAGAAGAGGAAGAUGUUCACCAUUACCAGGUUUAUCUCAGAAUUAAGAAUAAUAAAGACAACUCUGACCUAUACGGUGUAAAAGACUCCAGUACACUUUUCUGUAACAUCCCAGAUGGAGCACAAUGUAUUAGAAAUAUUCGUGAAAACAUAACAAAAACCUUUAAAUUUUCAAAAAUAAUUGAGCCAACAUGUACCCAAACAGAACUCUUUAACAGCAUUGUUAAGCAAAAAAUAUUGUCGUUUAUAAAUGGCUUUAAUUGUACGCUAAUGUCAUACGGUGCUUCUGGAUCAGGCAAGACUUUCACUAUGGUUGGAACCACCAAUGAUCCAGGAAUUAUUCCUCGUUCACUGGAGUACCUUUUUAGAACAUUGCCCAAGUUACCUGAAAUGCCUCAUAUGAAACCGACCAUUUCUGGUGAAGUUGUUGCUAUGAACGAGAGCGCCUGUUUAAAAGAUAAAGCUACCCGAAAUUUGAUUUUAAGUGGACAUCAGAUUAAUAUGGACCAUUUGCAUCAUGUUCAAACUUACAAAGCGAUGCAAGAACGAUUAAGUGGAGAGCCGGUUGGAAUGGUGGACGACAGUUUAGAAAAUGAUGUGUUCAUGACCAUUUGGGUAUCAUUUGCGGAAAUUUAUAAUGAAAACAUUUACGAUUUAUUGAAACCCGAGCCGUGCAGAGGGCAACAGAGACAAAAGCUUCGAAUAGGAACCAGAAAUGGUAGUACUUUCAUUAAAGGACUUACAGCGGUUAGUGUGUCUUCGGGACUAGAGGCCUAUUUAAUAUUGCAGUAUGGGCUUCAUAAUUUAAGCUAUGCAGCGACAGCCUUAAAUGAGCAUUCCAGCCGUUCUCAUUGCAUAUUUACAUUGCAGUUGGUUCAAGCAUCUAACAUAAAGAAGGGAAUCCAUGUGAGCGUGUUCAAUUUUUGUGAUUUGGCAGGCUCUGAACGUAGCAAAAAGACGAAUAACGCGGGAGACAGACUAAAAGAAUCGAACAGCAUCAAUACAUCCCUUUUGGUUUUGGGAAGAUGUCUAAAAUUAAUACGAGAUAAUCAAAAAUCUAAAGAUAACAAAAUGAUACCGUUUCGUGAAUCAAAAUUAACGCAACUAUUUCAACAUGCAUUGUUGGGUAACGAAGCGGUUUCAAUGAUGGUCAACAUUAAUCCGGCACGCGAAAUGUUCGAUGAAACCCAGCAUACCUUAAAUUUCGCAGCUAUUGCUAAAAAUAUUUGUGUUGAACCACAAAAAAUCAAAACCGACGAUAAAAGGCUGUCUCAAUUUAUGCAACAAGAUAGUGGUUUUCCUAAGGAUAACGCUACUAGAGUGGAACUGGAAAAUCAGAUAUCCCUUUUAACUGAUGAAUGGCACAAACAAAAAGAAAGGUUUAAGGAGGAAAAAAGUAAUUUCGUACUAUAUUAUCAAAGAGUGCUGGCAGAGACGAAUAAAAUAGGAGAAGAACGAUAUCAUAAAUUGAAGAAUUUACUAAAUGACAUUUUGGAAGAUGAACAAGCUGAAAUUGAAAAAAAAAGAUCUCGCAUGUCAGUUAUUGUAAUAGAUAGUUCCUCAGAUGAAGACGAAGAGGAAGAAUAUGAUGAAAUACUACUGUCAAAAAUUGCGGAUCUUCAAACUGAGUUAAAAGAAGUAAAGGCUAAAAAAGACGAGAUAUUAUUAGAAAAUAGUGAAUUAGAAAAAAUUGAUUAUAAAACUGAGUCCUUGUCAAUGAAAGUAGAAAUUGCCGCUUUGAAGUCGCAUUUACUUAACAUAAAUGAGCAAAUUAAAGAAACUAAGGCUUAUGUAGAGUUUAAAGUGAAAAGUGCUGCCAACGAAGGUAGCGAUGUUCCAAGCUGUUCUUCAUCAACCAUUCCUGUGGAUAUUGUACAUGAAGACGUUUUGGAGGAGGAAAAUGAAUUUUACAAUGAACAAAAUAACCAAGUAGAGACAAGUAUGGAAGACAGCGCUUUAGGAGAUGAUCUAGAAUUCUUGUGGUCUGCAAAAGUGUGAUAUAUUUGGUUUUCUGAAACUUUCUUAGUUAUUUAUUUGUAAAAUAUGUAAAUGUGUAAUUGUGUUGUUGAAUUAUAAUAUACUUACUAUGUUUCA
This is a messenger RNA of Photinus pyralis (common eastern firefly), 2409 nucleotides long. RefSeq names its product kinesin-like protein subito. NCBI's taxonomy places the organism in Eukaryota, Metazoa, Arthropoda, Insecta, Coleoptera, Lampyridae. Gene Ontology annotation, biological process: microtubule-based movement. Gene Ontology annotation, cellular component: microtubule; nucleus; kinesin complex. The record is from RefSeq and is a predicted model, not a curated record. The coding region runs from base 166 to 2313 and encodes 715 amino acids. Gene Ontology annotation, molecular function: ATP binding; microtubule motor activity; ATP hydrolysis activity. The transcript has 4 exons.